CACUGACAUCAUCCUCCCUUCUUCUUCCACCACUCCAGCAGCCGAACUUGCCACGCGACUGUCAACUUUCAACUCGGCGACAGUGACUAAUCAAGCACGAGCGUCUAUCUUAUCAAUCCAGCACCUCCACCGCGCCCGACACACCUACCUACACACACACAGACAGCAUGGACGGGCCGAUCGUAUUCAAGAAGCGAUCAGGCAAAGCGCAGCCCCGCAAAGCGGUGGCACGAGCGCGCUCAGAAUCGGAGUCAGACUCAGGCUCCGGGGGCGAAGACGGCGUGCGCAGCAUCAAGCGGCGCAAGACGGGCGGCAUCAGCGGGACGUCGACGGCGGCGCAGCGGCCCAAGAGCCACGUCGAGGGCACGACCAAGUACGCGGCGGACACGACGGCGGCGAUCAAGGUGACGCAGGACGCGACGAAGCAGUCGAACUGGUACGACGAGGGGGCGGCGGACGCGCUGAGCGCGCAGAAGCUGCUGGGCAAGACGCGCGCGCCUGCUGCAGGAGCAGGAGCGGCAGGGGGAGCGGCAGGAGGAAAGGAGGGAAGCGAAGGCGCGGCGCCAGACGGCACGUACAAGGGCCAGAAGAAUUACUCGAGCUUCAUCCAGAAGAACCCGGACGCGCCGAACAGGGUCGGCCCCGUCAAGGCGCCGACCAACGUGCGCAUCGUCACGCAGAUCGACUACGCCCCCGACGUCUGCAAGGACUACAAGCAAACGGGCUUCUGCGGCUUCGGCGACAGCUGCAAGUUCCUGCACGCGCGCGAGGACUACGCCGCCGGGUGGAAGCUGGACAAGGAGUGGGAGAUCAACAGCAAGGGCAAGAAGGCCGGGGGCACAACUGUCGCGUCCGCGAACCGCAGCGGUGGCGCUGCUGCUGCUGGGGGCGAGGACGCGGAGAAGGAGGAGGAGGAGAAUAAGCUGCUCGAGAAGAUCCCGUUUGCUUGCGUCAUCUGCAAGAAGCCGUAUACGCAGCCCAUCGUCACCAACUGCGGCCACUAUUUCUGCGAAAAGUGCGCGUUGCAGCGCUUCCGCAAGAGCCCGAGCUGUGCUAUUUGCGGCGCGGGUACGGGUGGCAGGUUCAAUGAGGCCAAGAAUCUGAAGAAGCUGCUUGAUAAGAAGCGCGAUCGGAUUAGGAAGAAGAAGGAAAAGAUGAGGGAGGAGGGCGAGGAGGUCAGUGAUGGUGAUGAGGACAAGGACUAAUACUUCAUGAAGAGCUAUACAUUUGCCUUAUGGCAACAAAUUCAUGGAUUUCGUGACAGUGCUGUGUGCUUCUAUGGUGCAAGCUUCUUGGACGUGGAGGAGACAGCAUUCAAAGCAGCUAAUUAGAGCAUCAGUACUGAUGCGAAAGGAAUUUAAUGAAUAAGACAGGGAACCAUCGCCGCCGUAACGACGCCCUGGAGGUAUAUAGAGCUCGAAUGUCGGGCCAGGCCCAAGCAAAAGGGCGCAGUGCAUUAACAGAAUGCUAAAAGAUGAAAACCAAUACCAAAACCCUUGAAUAAUGUGAAAAGGACGUCCAGGACGAUGGCCCCACGCCACACUGCGCCGUCCAGCCCAACGCCAUCAAACGCGACCCGCCCAGAACCCAAGUGA
Molecule: messenger RNA, 1595 nt
Organism: Aplosporella prunicola CBS 121167
Lineage: Eukaryota; Fungi; Ascomycota; Dothideomycetes; Botryosphaeriales; Aplosporellaceae
Exons: 1
Coding region: 168-1205 (345 amino acids)
Biological process (GO): snoRNA splicing
Cellular component (GO): U2-type spliceosomal complex
Molecular function (GO): metal ion binding
Source: RefSeq, a predicted model, not a curated record